This is a messenger RNA of Trifolium pratense (red clover), 3242 nucleotides long. Its product is annotated as IgM protease-like. The record is from RefSeq and is a predicted model, not a curated record. The transcript is spliced from 5 exons. Gene Ontology annotation, molecular function: nucleic acid binding. The coding region runs from base 731 to 2872 and encodes 713 amino acids. NCBI's taxonomy places the organism in Eukaryota, Viridiplantae, Streptophyta, Magnoliopsida, Fabales, Fabaceae.
AGUCAAAUUGGUCAAUAAAAUUACAAACAAAAAAGACACUUGAGAUAUAUUUGCAAUUUAGAUAUAUAUAAGGACUAUAAUGACAUCACUUCAAACUUUCAAGGAUCAAGAUGAGGACUACCCUUCUAAAUGAGCAUGAACUAUCGAUAAAAAUUUGUUAGUGUUACUCGAAAAAUUAUCGAUAAACUUAUAGCCACGUGUGUAGAGGGUAAUAUCGUAAGUUUAGUACGAAAUCUAUGUUGCUAACCGCAGCGGAAAAGAGACCCAUCCAGUAUUAUUACUUCAGGCUCCUCACGGAACGCAACGUAAUAAGGUGUCACAAACACAAAGAACCCUAAAAAAAAAAAACAUGAACAUGAAGCCCUAGAAAUUAAUUCUUCAGAGAAGCAAUUUCGCACUCUUCUAUCUCUCAAUCUUUAUUUUCUCUUAUCAUCAUUGUUUUCCAUAAAUUCUCAACUUUAAUUUUUGCGUGUUUCGUUUCUUUUUUGUUAUUUUUUUUUCGACAUUGUUCUGCUUCAGUGUUUUCAGGAGUAAAUCAAUUUGGUUGCAUUCGAUUUGCUUGUUGGGGACUCUAAUUUUCGAAGCUAUUUUCUGUUUCUUCAUCUUCGGUGAUUGUUUUCUGUUCUCCAAUUAGGGUUUCGGUAAACGAAGCUACGGAAUUUUUCAUCGAUUCUCCGCAAACUAUCAUCACUGUUUAGGAAGGUGUUUUGUUAUUUAUAAUUUAGAUAAAAUGUCAUCGAAUUCAAAAUACCCGAUUUUGGACGAUAAGCCCAUUAACCAGUGGAAGGUUACAGCGUUGAAAGAGGAAUUGAAGAGAAGGAAGUUAGCUACCAAAGGUUUGAAGGAAGAUUUAAUUAACCGUUUGGAUGAAGCUCUUCGCAAUGAAAGGGAGACUGCUGAGGCUUCCCCUGAACAGGAGGCUGCUGUGGGUUCGGAGAAGGAUGGGGCUAAUGGUUUAAACGCUCAAGUAGAUGGGGUGAAAGAUGCCCAGACUGAUAAUGUGGACGCUGAAGUCGUUGAUACGAUUGAAAAGGAGAAUUUCCAAACAUUUGAAACUUCUGAACAGGGGAAUAGUGAUGCAGUGAAGGUUUCAGAGGUUGUGGAUAAUGACAGUAUUAAGAAUGUUGAGCAGGAUGGUGUUACCGAACCAGUUGACGUUAAUAAUAGUGUGUCGGCCAUGGAUGUUGAAGGUGAACAUGCAGUUUUGCCUGUUGGUGGUGAAUCUGCUAAUGUGGGAGAGGAGGUAGUUGCCCAUCCUUCUACUGUGGAGACCACUGUUACAGUCACCGAGACCGUGGUCACAGAGACUGUAUCAACAGAAGCAGUAGUCAGUGGUCAGGAUUCUUAUAGUUCAGAGAAGAAUAAUGAGGAUUCAGCAAUCAAGCUAGAGAAUGAGGAAUCAAAGGCGCAGCUGGACAUUGAGGACUCAAAGCCCCAAUUGGAGUCUGACACAAAGCCCCCAUCCGACGAUCCCGUGCCCGACUCUUCUGCACCCGAAAACCAGGUAUCUGAGGUCAACCCUAGUUUAGGGUCUCAAGUAAAAUCUGAUUCUUUUUCUACUGAUUCUGUGUCAAUUAAUCAAAAGAAUGAACUAAAGGAUACUAUAAUUGCUAAUAAUAAUGUCAAAUUAGAACAAGAUAAUGUUAGGCCGGAGAUGGUGGAAGAACCAUCGUCCAGAAAUGUACCUGUUUAUGAUGAAUUGCAUUCAAUGGAUGUUGGAGGGCUGCAUGAAAAAAAGCCAUCUGUUGAAGAAAAUAACAACAGUGUUACAAGUCCAGACUUGAACAAAACCAAUAGUAGUGAUGAUGUAGGGUAUCCAGAAAAGUUGAACUUGGACAGAAGUUCUGGUGAUGAUUCCAUGGAAGAGGACUUGCCUGAGACUAGGCAAUAUGAUUCUAAGUUUAAUGUUGAUGAACUUGUAGAGAAAGUUGAGAAUAAUGAAGUACCUAUGGUCAAGGAGGAAAGGAAUACAACAGAUGUGGGAGAUGGUGUAUCCGCAAGAAAAAGCGAUACCCACCAAGAUAUUGACAUUAGUCCUGUUUCCCUUACUGAGAAGCGAAAAUAUCCUGAACAAACAUUAGCUGCGAACAUUGAGCCUGCAAAAAGGCAGCGCAGGUGGAACACUGAAACAGUUAAAGGGUCAGAUCUGCAAAGCACUACUCCCAGAUCUGCUACUACACCCAAGGAUGGGCAAAUUACUCUGAAGCGCAACUUCUCUAGGUCUAAUUCCUCUGCAACUGAUGACACCCCUAAAGAACGCAUUGUUCCACCAUCUCGAAGGACCCCAACUAAUUCCCUCAGGAUUGAUCAAUUCCUUCGUCCAUUUACCCUAAAAGCAGUGCAAGAACUUCUUGGGAAAACUGGGAGUGUUAGCAGUUUCUGGAUGGACCAAAUAAAGACCCAUUGCUAUGUUACUUACUCAUCCAUCGAAGAGGCCACUGAGACACGGAAUGCUGUGUAUAAUUUGCAAUGGCCUCCAAAUGGUGGGCGACUCUUAGUUGCUGAGUAUGUUGAUCCUGAAGAAGUGAAAAUGAAGUUAGAAGCUCCUCCUACUCCAACUGCCCCUGUCAUCAGUGCUCCAACAGUUCCUCCCGCACCACCUUCGCAGCCAGAGCCUUCCCCACGUCAGCAGAGGGAGCAGCUUCUUCCAGUUACUCUCCCACCUCCACCUCCAUUGUCAAGGCCCCCACCAGUUGCAAGAGAACGUCUUCCAUCUCCCCCACCCCUUCCUGAGAAAGCGGACCCACCUAUUGUCACUCUGGACGACCUCUUCCGCAAAACCAAAGCAACUCCUCGGAUCUAUUAUUUACCUUUGUCUGAAGAGCAAGUUGCUGCAAAACUUGCGGCACAAGGUAAAAAUACGAGGCAGUAGGCACUUAGCCUGCGAUUUGUCUCAGGUAGCUUGAAGCUUUCUUAUUUAUGGCCAUCGUGCUAGUUAUUAGUGGUAUUAUGGAAGCUUUGAGUGCAUCUUGGCAGGUCUGCUGGUGUUUGUAUCAGAUAAAAAUUGUCAUUUGAGAACUUAAAUUUCUGUUAGUGUUAGAACUUCAUAAACUAAGAGCCACUUGGGUGGAUAUAUUUUCCUUGCUGUUUGAAUUAGUUUUAGUGAACCUUUUCCUAAAUAUUUUAGACUUUGAUGAAAACAAUUGACAUUAGCUUAUGUUUAUUCUGCUGCCAUGGAAAUGGAACUCAACUGUGGGAUCAUUCCGUUAAUGGUAUGUAAUUGUUUUUUGUUUGUUGAUGCA